Messenger RNA from Arachis duranensis, 1365 nucleotides. RefSeq lists its product as uncharacterized. The coding region runs from base 1 to 1365 and encodes 454 amino acids. The record is from RefSeq and is a predicted model, not a curated record. The transcript has 6 exons. Lineage: Eukaryota; Viridiplantae; Streptophyta; Magnoliopsida; Fabales; Fabaceae.
AUGAGAUGCGACAACAACAAACAUCAAGACUUCCAGCUCCUAGCUCUAGAAAAGGAAAACAAGUCAAGGGAUUACAAUCUUUUUUUUCCACCGGCAGCAACACAUGGAGCUCAACCAACUAUCAAAAGUGUUCUCCAAAGCAAAGAAAUUGUGGAGAAGUAUGAUACUGCUAUUGCAAGAUGGAUGAUGGAUGCCUCUGUGCUAUUUAAUGCGGUUAAUUCAGCCUAUUAUCAAUCGAUAAUCGAUGCGAUUGCAAACAUGGGUGCAGGGUAUAAAUGGCCAAAUUAUGGAAGAGUUCAUGGAUAUUUGUUGAGUAAAUUGGUUGAAGAUGUAAAGAAGAUGAUUGAAGAUUAUCGUAAAACUGAUGAUGCUUUGUUUAAGUUGCUUAGGGAUGUAUUAUUUGUUGGUUCUGAGAAUGUUGUACAUGUAGUGAUGGAUAAUGCUACAAAUUACGUUGCUGCUGGAAGGUUGUUGGAAUCGAAGUUUCCUAUAUUGUAUUGGUAUCCUUGUGCAACAUAUUGUGUUAAUCUGAUGUUGCAGGAUAUUGGAAAGUUACAGGAAUUCACAGGCGGACGAGAAAUACUUCAUCCAGCUCCAACUCGAUUUGCCACUAAUUUCAUUGCUUUGCAAAGUAUUUUGGCUCAAAAGGAUGCUUUGAGAGCUAUGCUUACUGAGCCAUUUGUUCGUGUAUUGCAUAUUGUGGAUAGUGAAGAUAGAGCUGCAAUGGGUUUCCUUUAUCAAGCUAUGUAUAAGGCUAGGGAAGAGAUGGUAAAGAGGUUUCAAAAAAGAAAGAGGGUUGUUGAUCCUUAUUUUAAGAUUUUAGAUUCACGUUGGGAUUCACAACUUAAAAGAAACCUUUAUGCUACUAGUUAUUGGUUAAAUCUAGCUUUUCGAUUUAAUUCUACAGAAUUUGACAAGCACAAGCAAACAACUUCUAACCUACUAGAUGUCAUUGAGAGAUAUGAUUACAGUGAUGCUGAUUUGAAUACUAAAUUGACAAGUGAGACGAGAAUCUUUAAGAAUGCUGAAGGAGACUUUGGAAGCCAGAACCGAAUGAGAAAGCAAAGUUAUGAUCAAAUUUGUCUUGAUGCAUUUGAGGAUCAUUUGGAAUGGAUAAUGGAAGAUUCACCACCAUUUUUAACUCCUGAAGAAGUUGAUGCUUUACGAAAUGAUCUUGCAAAUAUGUCUCUUCAAUCAGCUUUAGAUGAUUUGGAUCAAUUGAAUCUGGAAGAUGAUCGAGAUGAUGAUGAAGCUAAUAAUAAUUCUGUGAAAAAUGCAAAUCAGAAUGAAACCAAUCAGCAUGUAGCUCCAGAUUUGUUAGAUGAAGAAAGAUAUCUAGACUUUGAAAUUACUCCUUGGAUAUAA